AUGACGCCCAGUCCCGAUGAAGCGCUUCACUUUCGUGGAAAGACUCUGACUCCGGAAAGUCCUCGACCCCUACACAUCCCCGAGCCAUCCAAUAUCCCGGUUUUAGAGAACCAAAUGGACCCCGUCUUCAACGAUACAACCACCUAUGAACGCUCGCCGGAUCCUGGGAUGCAGAAUGCGAUGAUUGCUUCUGCGUACUACCCUCCCAACCCAGCGUCGGGGUCCGAAGGAGUCGGCCAUCCGAGCUCAGGUUUUUCUCACUCCGAUUCCACUUAUUCACACCCUGCUCCGGUUGCUCCGGUAUCCGAAGGCUUUGCCACUGGGAGCGAAGUAGACCAUGCCCACCCGGAGCAGUCAAGGAUGCCGGAUCGCCAAAUUGCUGAGGAACGCAUGGGACACAACGGGGGAGGUGUCAAUUUCCAGCAACUCCUCGAUAAUCUUUCUCAUCCUAACCCUGGUGCAACCAUUCCCGCCGCUUCUUCGGCUGAGAACUCGUCUCUCCACCAAGCGCCUGCUGGCGAGUCCCUCAAAUCCCAGGGCAUCCCUGCCCACCCUCAUGCCCAAAGCCACGAUUCUAUCCAGGCCCAUUAUACUCCAAAUGGCGAGGUGGCAUACCACCAACUUGCGUCUGCCCAUGAUGCCGCUGCCACUGCGUCGCCUGCCUACUCAGCCCAACCUAGUAAUAUUCAGCCCCAAACCCAGUCUCAGCCAUUUAACACUGCCCCUGGAGGGGCCGAGGCUCCUAUUGCCACCUUCCCGCAAACCCCAUCUACUGGUGCUGAAUCUCAGGGCUCCCUGCAGGAGCCUUCUGUAGCCUCCAAGAAAGGCCGUAUUGAAAAGCAGGGUCGGUCUACCAAGCCUGGUGACGAUGAUUCGCCAUGGGGUCCAGAGGUCCAAAAGAAAUAUGACGAGUUUCUGCACGACGAACGAAUCUAUGUGACGGAAGGUCUUUGGGAUCGAUUCCCGAUGGGCUCCAGGCUGUUUGUUGGCAACCUCCCUACGGAAAGAGUCACCAAGCGAGACAUGUUCCAUAUCUUCCAUAAAUACGGCAAACUGGCUCAGAUAUCGAUCAAGCAGGCGUACGGCUUCAUACAAUUUCUAGAGGCUAGUUCCUGCCGUGCGGCUCUCGACGUCGAACAGGGAGCCAUUGUGCGGGCAGGAAGAUACAUCUCGAAAUUUCAAAGCCUCAGCGAUCGACCCGACCCACUCAAGCACCCGAACCUUCCCGUGCACCGCCGCCACGUCGUUCCCGGUCACCGGAGUUCAGCCGUGCUGCUCCUGGGCGAACCAACGUCCGGGCCCCUGCCGAUCGGUAUGACCGGCCUAAGCCAUACGAACCAAGUCGGCUUCCGUUUAGCGAUUUCCGGGAUGAACCUUCUCACCGUAGCAGACGCGACGAUUAUCGCCCGCCGCGAUCGCCCUCCCCACGACCCUUUCGGGGGUCUAGAGAUGGGUAUCGGUCGCGAGACAGAAGCCCAGAAAGAUUUGAUCGCCGCGAGAGAAGGCGCUCCCGUUCUCCCCGUUCUCCGCGCUCUCCUUAUUCCAGAGAUCGGCGUUACCGCAGCAUCAGCCCAAGACCACGUGGUAUCUAUGAAGGCGAAGCGGAUUUACCAGUGCCUCGACGAGCUCAGCGAGAUGUGCCAGAGGUGCAGCUCCUCGUGCUGGAGGAACUUGACAGGUGGGUUGAAUCUCUCGGUGUCUGUUUGGAUAAAGUCACUGACGUUGCGAAGAAACUUCGUUCUUCAUGUAGAGAACGCUUUCCGCAACCGUGGAUUGCGAGUGGAUGUCCUGGUGCUUGGUCCACGGAUUCCUCUUGGCGCCGCCGUGCAUCGUCAGUUUAUUGAAGGCGUUCUUGCGGUUGUCCGCCUCUCUCGUCCCAAUCAAGUCUCUCGGAAGAUUCCUCUGCAGCUAUUUGAUCGAACCGCUGGAUUGGAUAAUGUCCGCUUCCUUGAUUACCCUGAGCUCGAGCCUAAUAUGUCCGCUGAGCUCCUGAGCCACCAAGCCCAAGCGAUGCAGCGAGGAGCAGCCCCAACCGCAUUUGCACCCAAUCCAGGUUUCAUUGUCCCUCCAGGACAGCCUAUGCCGGUUCCUCCACCUGGCUUGCCUGCGCUUUCAAAUCCACCCAACAUUGCGAACCUCAUUGGUUCGCUGGAUGGUCCUAGCCUUUCGACUCUCUUGUCGGCGCUCCAGCGGCCUCCCCACUCGCAGCCCGUGUCUGCUACCCAGUCACCCUUCUCCUCGCCAAACCCACCUCCGGCCGAUCUCGCCAGUCUCCUGACCAACACGCAUCGGCCUCCACCUAUGCAACCUACCGCACAUCAACCCCUUCCCCACCCACCCUUCAAUCUCCAGCCUGUAAAUGCACCCGUCAUCACCGAUCCAAAUCUGCUCUCGCUCCUGGCCAAAGGACUAGGUGGACAACAGCAGCAGGGCCAGGGACCUACCGGGCCCCAGGUACAGAACCUGAUGCAGCACCUGGCUAAAUGGAAGCAAUGA
Molecule: messenger RNA, 2496 nt
Organism: Penicillium mononematosum
Lineage: Eukaryota; Fungi; Ascomycota; Eurotiomycetes; Eurotiales; Aspergillaceae
Product: putative RNA-binding protein (Nab3)
Exons: 5
Coding region: 1-2496 (831 amino acids)
Molecular function (GO): RNA binding
Source: RefSeq, a predicted model, not a curated record